Messenger RNA from Acanthosepion pharaonis, 525 nucleotides. NCBI's taxonomy places the organism in Eukaryota, Metazoa, Mollusca, Cephalopoda, Sepiida, Sepiidae. The record is from the annotation of a GenBank genome assembly.
AUGGCCCUCCACAAUUUGCCGUCCUUUGUAGCUCUUAAUUUUUUAACUUUUUUAAACUCUCCUAAACCUUGUUUCCGCUAUCCAUUUUAUUCAAGAUCGUUUUCUUCCGCUUCUAUGUCCCGUCUCUUAAUAAUUUUUAACUUUUUUAAACUCUCUAAACCUUGUUCCGCUAUCCAUUUAUUCAAGAUCGUUUUUCUUCCGCUUCUAUGUCCCGUGUCCCUUCAGGACCUCUUAAUAAUUUUUAACUUUUUAAACUCUCCUAAACCUUGUUCCGCUAUCCAUUUAUUCAAGAUCGUUUUUUUCUUCCGCUUCUAUGUCCCGUGUCCCUUCAGGACGUUAGCGAUCAUGGCCCUCCACAAUUUGCCGUCCUUUGUAGCUCUUAAUUUUUUAACUUUUUUAAACUCUCCUAAACCUUGUUCCGCUAUCCAUUUAUUCAAGAUCGUUUUCUUCCGCUUCUAUGUCCCGUCCCUUCAGGACGUUAGCGAUCAUGGCCCUCCACAAUUUGCCGUCCUUUGUAGCUCUUAA